UCAUGCAUAGUCACAAGGUUAUUUUAGUUUACAUAUUAACAUAAAAAUAUGACCACCACUUCGUGAUUGCUUUUCAAGGGAUUAUUUUACAUGCCUCUCAGUGUUCCUUCCUGUGCUCAUAUUACUCAGCCCUUAUUUAUUUUGUUUACAUACUCCUACAAAAUCUAGAAUUUAAAUAGUCUGUGUUUUGAUUAACCGUGUCAUACAGACAUUAAGUGUCUCGCUUGAGAAAACAUGAAAAUCUAGUAAGACAAUUAAGUGUUUUCAUUUGGGUUUUAGGGUCAGGAUACUGUUGAAGGUCCAGUUUGGCGGUGAAGAUGUAAUUUCCUUGCAUUCUCAGUAAUUGCACUAAUAGACUGUGCAACAGGAAGUCCCUUCCUCCAGUGCUUUGAGGUGCUAAAUGCGUGUCUGCAUCACGUGAAAUGUGUUACAUUCUACAGCCUCCUAGUGAUGAAACAAACGUUGUCGACAUCUUAGAAACACACCAUACUUGAUUUUGUCCAUACGAGAUGACUUGAGGAAGAUGGCCAGCUGUCGAAUUUAGGCUGACGAUUUUGUCAUUUCAGCUCUUUGCACAUUGAUGUUGUGCAAAGAGCGGUGAUACACGCCAGGCUAGCGACCACACCUAACUCUUUUUCUGUGAACCAGCGGCCUUCACUGACCACACUUGUUAUUUUUGCUCUAUGGCGUUUGCAAGUCCACCAUAAUACAGCGGCUUACUCAUUUGCAUUAGGAAAACAGGAUUCCGUUUGCAUGUCCUCCGUGUCAUAAAUCCAUUUUGUAGGCGGCUUAACGCCGCGCGCGCGACUACACCAGCCAGCACGCUCGCUCGCUCGCGCCCUCCGGCGCAUGACGUCAGCGCGCUCGCGCGAGAGUGGAGAGCCCGGCGACGCGCGCGCUCUCUCCGACGCCGAACCUCCAUUUGUGAGCAAGCCGAACGAUGCGAGCUCUCGUUCCUGUUGCCGCCGCCCAGUAACGAAAAACGCUAAGAAUCCAGAGAGUUCCCCGUUUAUCUGACAAACCCAGGAACGUACCGAAAUUUCGAAGACAAACCUCAGAGAGACGGACACAAGCUCUCAUUUCCGAUUCGUUAUCUUACACCGUUGCUAGUGGGAUUUAAUGCUCUAGCUGUAGUCGCCGAGAGAGAGAGAGAGAGAGAGAGAAAGAGUGAGUGAGAGAGAAAGAGAAAGAGAGAGAGACAGCCUAGGAGAGGGACAGGGAAGAAGAGGUAGCCUUUCGAAGGGGGGAACACGGCUUGCUCGCUAUUUCCGCCGCACCUUUUCACUGUUUUGGAGCAGACGAAGAGCCGAGGUUGGUCUAGUCAUGGGAUGUACACUGAGCGCCGAGGAGAGAGCGGCUUUGGACAGGAGCAAAGCGAUCGAGAAGAACCUGAAGGAGGACGGAAUCACUGCGGCCAAGGAUGUGAAACUGCUCCUGCUAGGGGCUGGCGAGUCCGGGAAAAGCACCAUCGUCAAACAGAUGAAGAUUAUUCAUGAGGAUGGAUUCUCUGGAGAUGAUGUGAAGCAGUAUAAGCCUGUGGUGUAUAGCAACACCAUCCAGUCCUUGGCUGCCAUUGUCCGUGCCAUGGACACCCUCGGACUGGAGUAUGGGGACAAGGAGCGCAAAGCUGAUGCGAAGAUGGUUUGUGAUGUUGUGAGUCGCAUGGAGGACACCGAGCCCUAUUCUCCUGAGCUCCUGACCGCCAUGAUGCGCCUGUGGGCUGAUUCGGGCAUUCAGGAGUGCUUCAGCCGUGCCCGUGAGUACCAGCUCAACGACUCAGCCCAAUAUUACCUAGAUAGUUUAGAUAGGAUUGGUGCGGCAGACUACCAGCCCACGGAACAGGACAUUCUAAGAACCCGAGUGAAGACAACUGGUAUCGUCGAGACCCACUUCACCUUCAAGAACCUGCACUUCAGGCUGUUUGAUGUGGGAGGUCAAAGAUCAGAAAGGAAGAAGUGGAUCCACUGCUUUGAGGAUGUGACUGCCAUCAUCUUCUGCGUGGCUUUAAGUGGUUAUGACCAGGUGCUGCAUGAAGAUGAGACCACGAAUCGCAUGCACGAGUCUUUGAAGCUGUUUGACAGCAUCUGCAACAACAAAUGGUUUACAAACACCUCCAUCAUUCUUUUCCUUAACAAGAAGGACAUAUUUGAGGAGAAAAUAAAGAAAUCACCCUUAACUAUCUGCUUCCCUGAGUACACAGGACCAGACACGUUCCUGGAGGCAGUGGCUUACAUCCAGUCACUGUACGAAAGCAAGAAUAAGUCCUUCAAUAAGGAGGUGUACGCCCACACCACCUGCGCCACCGACACCAACAACAUCCAGUUCGUCUUUGAUGCUGUCACUGAUGUCAUCAUCGCAAACAAUUUGCGUUUCUGUGGUCUUUAUUGAGCCAAGAUCUGUUAUAUACACCCUUGUAUUGCUCUCUUUGUCUAGCUCUCCAUUGGUGGACUACAGAAUGAAAGCUGACCAAAGAGCUUCCUCUUCAGGCAUGAACAAGAGGAUUUAAAAUCCCAGCUAUUGCUGUAAACACAGGUGGAAGUGAAUUAUCACAUCACAUUCUCACAUUAAAUUGUGUUUAUUAAUUGUUUAAACGAGCUGGUACAGGGAAGAUAUAGCAGUUGAAUUAAUUUAAAUAUCCAGCUACCGUUAUUCAGUAAAUGUAACCCACUCUGUCCCCAUAAGAAUUCCAAUCUUUAAAUUAUAUUCAUUAUUAUUUAAAGGCCAAAUUAAUGAAGUCAAUUGUGGUAAAAUCAUUUGCUGUCUUGAAGUAUUUUUCUUCAACCCUUAAAAACACAAAGCAUGUUAUAGCAUUGGGUGCCUUAAAUGGGCAUUAUUGCUGUACCAUGUGUAUAUUCCAUUCUUAUGAGACCAUCUCAUAUUUACAGUGCCAUAGAUAAGAAUUUUAUAUAUUAUCAAGACUUGAAAUUUAAGAAAACUCAUUAACUAAAUGCCAUUAAAAGUUCCUCACAAGAAAUGAGGCCUUAAGCAGCUUCACUGCAGAAAUAGCACCCUAUCUGCUUUUAGAGUUACAAUCUCAGAGUAUGCAGUCAGAUUGUACACUGUACCAGUCUUUAACCUCGUUGCUGGUUUGUAUGUAUUAUUCUUAUGAAACAAGAAACGCUAAAAGUACAAGGUCUUAUUUCGAUUGUGGUAAUGAAGGUACAAUGGGUAUGUACUGUAUUUAAAAAAAAAACAGUUUUACAUUACCUUAAAUUGUUCAUGUAGUAUAUAGUCAAACUGUAAUGUUAAUUUGAUUUAUUCAGCAGAUCAGAGAUAUUUCAGACACUUAAGAUUAAUUAAUUAGGAAUGAUCAAACCACUUCUGUCAUCUUUUUUGAAUGAACUGUCUGGCUUUUCAUUGUUGUGCUUUCAGCUUACGCAUCCAGAGCAGUCAAUGUGCAUUGGCCGUCUGUGUACAGUUUAAUCAUAGUGUCGGAAUGGCUCAGCUAGUACGCCUCAAGUUGUUAGCUGUUUUUUUUGGCCCCGCUCUGUAAUUUAGCUUCCUGAUAACCUCCAAUCAAACUCUUUUUUUUUCUCUCUUCCUUCCCACAAAUCUGAUAUCCUUUCCCACAUGUCCAAGAGAAAUACAGCUUCACUGAGAAUCAGCAAGUAUUUUUAACAUUGCUCAGACUGGCUACCAGGAACAGCACAUGGUCAUUUGUAGUUAAAGGAGGGUGUCACUGAGAAUCACAAUAUAAUUAGAAAGAGAAGUGCUGUUGUAGCUACAGACAGAUUGCACUACUCUUUUUGACAUUCACUUAAUUAGGACUGUUUAAGAAAGUGGAAUACUGGAUCAAAAGACACUCAGCACAUACAGAGACUUCUGUACCUAUUAUCUGCAUGAAUGUAUGUCAAGCUAGGUAGCUGUUUCACUAAUGGAUGGCCCAAGAGCUAUAUUUGCCAUAAAUGUUUCGUGUCCUAAUUUUCCCUUUACUCCUUUAUUGUACAGCACCACUGGGAGUAUCAUCACUGGGUCACCUUAUGGAACUUAACUGUAGCAUUUAGUAAAUCUUUAGUAGCCAUUUGUUCCAUAUGCUGAAAAUUCUGAAACCAAAACGGCAGCACAUCAGGGUAGUUGCACUGCAGUGAUACUCAUAAAUUACAUUUGGUGCAAGUAUUAUUAUUAUUAUUAUUAUUAUUAUUAUAAUUACCUGACAAUGCUAUGACCUAGAGACAGCACUUUUUCCACUGAUGAAGGGAAGAGUCUUUAGAUGAAGUUUCAUGGUAUGACAUUCUACUGGCAUGAUGCAAGCUUCUCCUGCUGUUUAAGUGUGUGUGUAUAAACACUGGCUUAGUGACAGAUCAGCACUGAAAUCUGAAUCUAAGCUCUUAGCAUCUCAGCUGGAAGGUUACUAUGUAUUUUGUUGCCAACAGAAAUACUGCAACACACCCUCUUAUCCAUCCAAAUGUGAACACUUUUUCAAAUUGACACAGACCUUCUCAGCUAUCUGUUUUCUUUUUUUUCUGUUGCUCUUCCAAAAAUGCUUUAUGAGUAUGGCCUUAAACCUAGCCUUUCCACCAGAGUAAUGGUCCAUAAGCUUUGUGCUGCUGAUCAGGUAAAUGAUCGGCUUGUGCAGCCAUAGUGAAAAAGAAAUUGUUCUACUGGUGCAGAGACUUAUGGGAAAGGAAGUUUUUUGGGCAUGUAAAGAGAUUUGUGGGUAAUUCAAUCAGUACACAUUGAGUGACUAACGGCUGAUUGUUCCUGUGGUUUUAUAUGGGCUACAACAGCUGGUACUGUGGCCGGACUGCUGUCAGCAUGGGCUCUGAUGUAUGCUUGGUUAGAAAUAAUCCAUUUGACAUCAUGUUACCUGCUGGAAUAAGUUUUAUAGCCAAUGAAAAAUGCUGGUGCAGAAUAUUGAAAGGGAACUGCAAAAGAAAGUACGUGUCCUGUCUUAAUGCUUGCAUAGGAUGUUUAAAUAUCUUUCAUAAAACAGUCAUUUUUCUUGAUUAAUUUACUCCAAGUUACAUUAACACUACCAUUAUUGGAUUUAAGCCAACAUAUCAAUAGUUCCAAAAUAGGACACUUGCACUAUUUCAUAAAUAGGUCCAAAACAGGACACUUGCAUUGCAGUGGGAUGGCGAUUUUAAAUAAUGCCGUCCAUGAUGGGAAGAAUCUGGUAUGGAGAAGUGAUUUUAUUAUAGGUACAAGUGCCAAGUGCCAUGUGUUGUAUUAUAGUGCCAUCUGUUCACAGGUUUAUUGCAAAGACCUAAAUGCAGACUCUCUGUAUUCCUUGAUAUCUGUUCACAGGAUCACUGUGUCUGUCAGUUUCAUGUCUAUCUGCUGUAGUUGUAUCAUUCACUGCUCCGGAUUAUUUAUUCAACAAUGGAUGUGUAUUUGUGUGUAUGUAUUUAUAUGAAAUGAAUAAAGUGCUACUUGAAUUAAACUGUGUGCCAUUCUUUGCA
Messenger RNA from Clarias gariepinus (North African catfish), 5402 nucleotides. RefSeq names its product guanine nucleotide binding protein (G protein), alpha activating activity polypeptide O, a (gene gnao1a). Gene Ontology annotation, cellular component: heterotrimeric G-protein complex. Lineage: Eukaryota; Metazoa; Chordata; Actinopteri; Siluriformes; Clariidae. The transcript is spliced from 8 exons. Gene Ontology annotation, molecular function: corticotropin-releasing hormone receptor 1 binding; GTP binding; G-protein beta/gamma-subunit complex binding. Bases 1324 to 2388 code for a protein of 354 amino acids. The record is from RefSeq and is a predicted model, not a curated record. Gene Ontology annotation, biological process: adenylate cyclase-modulating G protein-coupled receptor signaling pathway; G protein-coupled dopamine receptor signaling pathway.